Zygotorulaspora mrakii is the source of this 1245-nucleotide messenger RNA. It is a transcript of the gene FPR3, whose product is annotated as peptidylprolyl isomerase FPR3. The record is from RefSeq and is a predicted model, not a curated record. Bases 1 to 1245 code for a protein of 414 amino acids. Gene Ontology annotation, cellular component: chromatin; nucleolus. Lineage: Eukaryota; Fungi; Ascomycota; Saccharomycetes; Saccharomycetales; Saccharomycetaceae. Gene Ontology annotation, molecular function: peptidyl-prolyl cis-trans isomerase activity; macrolide binding. The transcript has a single exon.
AUGACAGAACUACUACCAAUUGCCACCUACCAUUUAAAUGUUGAGCCUUACUCUCCUACUCCGGCAAUUGAUGUUACAAUGCCAGUAACCAUCCGUUUAACUAUGGCAGCUUUAAACCCAGAGGCUUACGAUGAUGAAAAGACACCAUCUACAUUAAGAAUAGUCAAAAGAAACCCAGAUUUUGAUGGUGAUGAAGACGAUCUACUGAACGGCGAUUACGAUGAGGAUGAGAUGGAUGACGAAGAAGAAGAAGAAGAAGAAGAAGAAGAAGAAGAAGAAGAAGAAGAAGAAGAAGAAGAAAAGAAGCCAAAAAAGAAGAAUUCUAAGAAGGACUCAAACGAAUCUGAUGAUGAGCUUGCUGAUGAAGAUGUUGACGCAGAGGAUGAUGUUGACGACGAAUUUGAAGAAUUUGUUCUAUUAACCUUGUCACCAAAGACUCAAUACCAACAAGCUAUUGAUAUCACAAUUGCUCCAGAAGAAGAUAUUCAAUUUGUUGUCACAGGCUCUUACUCUAUUUCUUUGAGCGGUAACUACAUCCAACACCCAUUUGAUACACCCAUCGCUGACGAUGACGAUGAAGAAGAUGAAGACGAGGAGGACUACGAUAGUGAUGAAUACGAUCUAACUCCAGAUGAAGAUGAGAUAAUUGAUGACGAACUAGAUGAUUUGGAAGAAGCCAGUGACGUUGAAAACAAAAUUGAAGAAUUAAUUCAAGAAGAUGAACAAAGAAAGAAGGGUAAAAAGAGCAACAAGAGGAAACAGGAAGACGAAGAAGAACAAGAAGAGCAGGAAGAACCAGAAAACAAGACAAAAUCAAAGAAGGAAUCCAAGGAGAGUAAGAAGGCUAAAAAAGUUGAAUUCAAAAAAGAUUUAGAAGAAGGCCCAACAAAGAAAGCAAAGCAGGAACCUAAGACCAAAGUCUUAGAAGGUGGCGUUGCUGUUGAGGAUCGUACUGCCGGUAAGGGCCAACAGGCAAAGAAAGGGUCAAGAAUUGGAAUGAGAUAUAUUGGUAAGCUAAAAAACGGAAAGGUUUUCGACAAAAACACAAGUGGUAAACCAUUUGUUUUCAAACUAGGUCAUGGUGAAGUCAUUAAGGGCUGGGAUAUUGGUGUUGCUGGUAUGAGCGUCGGCGGUGAGCGUAGAAUCAUUAUUCCAGCUCCAUAUGCUUACGGUAAACAGGCUCUACCGGGCAUUCCAGCUAACUCAGAACUUACAUUCGAUGUCAAGCUAGUCUCUUUGAAAUAA